Chelonoidis abingdonii (Abingdon island giant tortoise) is the source of this 327-nucleotide messenger RNA. Its product is annotated as inactive phospholipase C-like protein 1. NCBI's taxonomy places the organism in Eukaryota, Metazoa, Chordata, Testudines, Testudinidae. The record is from RefSeq and is a predicted model, not a curated record.
AACGCCCUGGUCUCCUUCAAGGAGCUGUGCGGCCUGACGCCGGCGGCCACCAUGAAGCAGUGUAUCCUGACGGUGGCCGCGUGGCUGCUGCGCAGCGAGAGCGCCCCCAGCGUGACGCUGAACCUGGACGAGCAGUACCCCCCCAUGGAGGCCCGGGGGCCCGUCCCGGAGCUGCUCCGCAAAGUGCUCACUGUCUACGAGACCACGAUCCAGACCAGCCGGACCCUGAUCGAAUUGGCCGACGCGGUGCACAGCAAGCUGAUGCAAGCCCAGCAGGCAGGUAUGUGCCGCAGGGGCAGGUGCCGCUGGGCCCGGCUGCAGAUCGCG